Molecule: messenger RNA, 1159 nt
Organism: Lotus japonicus
Lineage: Eukaryota; Viridiplantae; Streptophyta; Magnoliopsida; Fabales; Fabaceae
Product: replication protein A 70 kDa DNA-binding subunit C-like
Exons: 9
Coding region: 56-1159 (367 amino acids)
Biological process (GO): DNA recombination; DNA replication; DNA repair
Cellular component (GO): nucleus
Molecular function (GO): DNA binding
Source: RefSeq, a predicted model, not a curated record
GCCAGCCUUUUGUAAUGGAAGAGAAUCAUGGAGGAUCAAGGUCCGUGUUGUUAGGAUGUGGGAGAUGUGCCCAAUUUCUGAGCCAGGGAAGCCCUUUGCUGUCCAGAUGGUGUUAAUUGAUGCUGAGGGCCAGAGAAUUGAGGCCACUAUCAGGAAAUCGCUCAUAAAGAAGUUGUUUGGUGAGAUUGUUGAAGGAAACAUAUACAGGAUAACCUAUUUUGCUGUGGUUCCUAAUCUUGGAGUUUACAAGGCUGCUCGACAUGAAUUCAAGAUCAUCUUUAAUAGCAGGACAAAGAUAGUGCCUGAAGAAUCCAAUCUCAUUCCUUUGUAUGGAUUUGCCUUUAUGAACUCAGCUGAAAUUUCUGACACCAUGGGUGAAUCUGAACAUCUCAUUGAUGUGAUAGGAUUGGUUACUGCAGUUUCCCGUGAGAAACAAUAUACCAAAGGUGCAAAUAUUACAAGGAUGAUUGAGCUCCAGCUGACUGAUCAUAGGGGAAGUGUCCAAUGUACCUUUUUUGGAAGCUAUGUUGAUGUUAUUACUCAUCAUGUUCGAGAGAAUGGACAAGCUAUGCCGGUGGUUGUUAUCCAGUUUGCUAAGAUCAAGACUUUCAAAGGAAAUGUUGUGAUUCAGAAUGUUAUGCAUGCUACAAGGAUUAUGUGGAAUCAUGAAAUUCCAGAGGUUGUUGAUUUCCGCAACAGCAUUGCUCUCCAUGGGAUUGAUCCUGAUCUUCCCCUCACUGAGAUUGAGGAUGAUGUGCGCGUCUUAACAAUUGAAGAAGAAUUUCUUACAUUGUUCCCUAGGAAAAAAAUCCAAGAAGUGCAUGAAACUGCUGAGGCUGGGGUGUUUGUGGUGUAUGCUAAGAUUGCUGGACUGGUUGAUGGUGAGAAAUGGUGGUAUUCAGCAUGUCGCUGCCACCGUUCUGUGUCUGUUGAAGAUGGCACAUACUAUUGCCCUGGAUGUGACAGCAUUUUUAGGGUCAAGGUAGAGGUGUCUGAUGGAGAAGAGGAUGCAAGUUUUGUCAUGUUUGACACUGACUGCCAGAAUGUGCUCAUGAAAACAUGCAAGGAGUUAGUUAUUGGUUCAAAGGUAAAAAGUAAUUCUGAGUUGCCUCAAGUCCUGAAGACACUGAUUGGGGAAAGAGUUCCUCUUCAAAAUUGA